Messenger RNA from Siniperca chuatsi (mandarin fish), 1083 nucleotides. RefSeq names its product extracellular matrix protein 1a (gene ecm1a). Bases 101 to 634 code for a protein of 177 amino acids. Lineage: Eukaryota; Metazoa; Chordata; Actinopteri; Centrarchiformes; Sinipercidae. Gene Ontology annotation, biological process: regulation of bone mineralization; signal transduction. The transcript has 3 exons. Gene Ontology annotation, cellular component: extracellular region. The record is from RefSeq and is a predicted model, not a curated record.
AUAAGCUGGUGGCUGAUCCAGCCAGAAUAUCUUUGAUGAACUUGUUAUAUAAAAAUCUGCCUUUUUCAAAUCCAAGCUCCUACUAGACAACCACACAGCUAUGAUUUCGAGUGGAGGCCUCACAGGAUUUUGGAUAAUUGUACUGCUGACUCUUUAUGGUGCAAAUGUGGGAGAGGCCCAAAUAAACUCUCUCAAUGAGCCUGAUGUCCCUUUCCCGCCUGCCCGUCCCACGGCUCAGAACCUCGCUGCCAUUUGCCAUGAAGGUGAGGGCCGUCCCAGAUACCUAGCCAGCUUCUUCCCGAGGUCCGGUGCCAGCCACUUUGUCCGCUGUGGAAAAGCCAUCAACCGUCUGGAGUCGUGGUACAGUUUUUGCUGCAGUGGACAGGAAGCACUGGAAAACAACCAGAUCCUCUGCUGCGCCCAACAAGCUUGGAAACAAGCCCUGUCCCAGUUCUGUGAGGAAGAAUAUGCCACCAUGACUCUCCCGUAUCAUUGCUGUGUGAACAGCGGAGACGCGCGGUGGACGUGCUUCAACAGCGAGCUGCCAAAUCCAAACUACAAGCGAAGACCAGGCUACACUGCACCCCCAAUCCCCCAGGAGCCAGGAUUCACCUUUGAUGCAAAUGCUUGUUAAAAGGUGGAAAAAGAGCUCAGUGUAAAAUAUAAAUAUAUACACUAUAAAAACUAAAAAUAACAAAACAGGUAAAAGUAUCUAUAUGUGAUAAAAUAAUGAUUUUUGUGUAACUUUGGGGAGUGGGAUUAGGUUAAUGUGUUCAGUUCCCAUUUGCACAAACCUGCAUCAGCAAAAUGUCCAAUCAGAAUCAGAAUCAGAAAUACUUUAUUGAUCCCCGAGGGGAAACUCUUUUGUUAUAAGAUAAUGCUGAACUAAUAAUGUUGUGUAUCCUGCAGAUGCUCAGAGGACAGGACAUUCUGGUUGUGUUUAUGCUGUGUAAGGAUAAUAACAGCUGAAGUUGCUUAUUAUUUUGACAGCUCUGUAUUUUAACCAAGCUUUGUCACAGCAACAUCAGGAAACACAUUUUUUUUUGUUAUAACUCAAAUAAAUUGUGUCCUGAGUUGAUUUCA